AUGUUUGUCCCCAGGAUAUUGUCCUUAUUUAUAACUGCUACCUUCUUCGCUUCCCCGGCUCUCUCAGCUUCUUCACAAACUUACAAUUGGAAAAAUGUCAAAAUUGGCGGCGGUGGUGGUUUUGUCCCCGGUAUUGUCUUCAACCCAUCUGAAAAAGGAUUAGCCUAUGCUCGAACCGACAUUGGAGGGGCGUAUAAGCUCAAUUCCGAUGAUACUUGGACCCCUUUGUUGGACUUUGUUGACGACGCAAGAUGGAACUAUUGGGGUGUUGAUGCCCUGGCUACAGAUCCCGUCGAGACCAAUCGUCUUUAUCUGGCGACCGGGAUGUACACCAACUCCUGGGAUCCUAACAAUGGCCAAAUACUAAUAUCGACUGAUUAUGGCUCAACUUUCACUGCGUCUAAUCUCUCAUUCAAAGUCGGGGGAAAUAUGCCCGGUCGCGGAAUGGGAGAGCGCCUUGUUGUUGAUCCAAACAAUAAUGCUAUUCUUCUUCCCAGUGCAGGAACAUAUAUCCCCGACCCCUCCGACACUACUGGCUACAACGCAGAUAUAAUAGGUAUUUCCUGGGUUACCUUCGAUUCGACAUCAGGAUCUUCUGGUUCCGCUACUCCGCGGAUCUUUGUCGGUGUGGCGAAUCAAGGUUCCAACAAUAUUUUUGUCUCUGAAAAUGGCGGAAGUACCUGGUCUGCCGUGGCCGGACAAAACAAUACCUAUAUUCCUCACAAGGGCGUCCUCUCACCUGACGAGCAUGUCCUUUACAUAAGCUAUAGCAAUGGAGCAGGCCCAUACGAUGGUACUCUUGGGAGCGUUUACAAGUACAAUAUCUCCUCCUCUACUUGGACGGAUAUUACGCCUGUCUCAGGGUCAGAUUUGUAUUUCGGAUUUGGUGGUCUUGAUGUCGACCUUCAGAAACCUGGUACCCUUAUGGUCGCUGCGCUGAAUUCGUGGUGGCCCGACGGUCAGAUUUACCGGUCAACGGAUAGUGGCGCAACCUGGUCCCCUUUCUGGGCGUGGAAUGGAUAUCCCAACAUUAACAAAUACUAUACCUAUUCCGACAGUCUUGCACCAUGGCUUGGGCCUAAUUAUGUAGAUACGGUUCUCGGUGACAAGCAGAUUGGAUGGAUGAUGGAAGCUCUCAGCAUCGACCCAUUCGAUUCUAAUCAUUUCCUGUACGGUACUGGCGCGACCAUAUAUGGUAGCCACGAUUUGACCAAAUGGGACACUACCCACAAUAUUACUCUCCAGUCAUUAGCAGAUGGUCUCGAAGAGACAUCCGUUCAAGCACUGAUUUCUCCACCGAGUGGUCCUCACUUACUGUCCGCCCUUGGGGAUAUUGAAGGUUUCGUUCACAACGACUUGAAUGUAGCACCGAGCAACUAUUACACAAAUCCAACAUGGAGCACAUCCGCUGAUAUUGAUUAUGCCGGUAACAAGCCCACGAACAUUGUUCGCAUCGGCACCGGAGACAGUACUACAGGCAAGCAGGUUGCCAUAUCGACUGAUUCUGGCGCCACCUGGUCUCAGGAUUACGGUGCCGCCGACAAUGUGUCAGGCGGCAAAGUAGCAUUUUCUGCGGACGGUGAUACCGUUCUCUGGCGCACCGGUUCGAACGGUGUCCAAGUUUCCCAGUAUACCAACAGUUUCACCACAGUGUCUUCUCUUCCGUCGACCGCUGCGAUAGCGUCGGAUAAGUUGAACAACUCCAUAUUCUACGGAGCUGCUUCUUCAUCUUUCUACUUAUCAACUGACGGCGGCAAGACUUUUACGGCGAAGGGUUCUCUUGGCUCCUCUACGUCUCCGGUAAAGAUUGUUGUCAACCCUAAUGUUACCGGCGAUGUGUGGGUCUCCACCGACAAGGGACUAUUCCAUUCCACUGAUCUGGGAUCAUCAUUUUCUGCAAUCUCCGGUAUAUCACAAGCAUGGUCAAUUGCUUUGGGCGCUCCAGCUACUAGUGGUGACUAUCCUGCUGUGUUCGCUGCUGCGAACUACGGAGGAGUUGGGUAUUUCAGAUCCGACGAUGCCGGCGUGAGUUGGGUAAAAAUCAACGAUGCUAGUCAUGGGUUUGCUUCUGCGUCAGGGAAUUGUCUUGCAGCUGAUCCUCGUAUCUACGGACGGGUGUACAUCGGCACUAAUGGUCGGGGCAUAUUCUAUGGAGAUAUAUCCGGCUCUGUGACCACGUCUGUUUCAACAUCAACAACUACCACAAAAGCGUCUACAACGACGAGUGCAACUACCACAAGAGUAGGUACCACAACGACAACUACAGCAUCAGCCAGUACUCCAACGACGACAUCGCUUUCUGGAGCUUACGGACAAUGCGGGGGUAAGAAUGGAUGA
This is a messenger RNA of Desarmillaria tabescens, 2337 nucleotides long. RefSeq lists its product as uncharacterized. The transcript has 20 exons. The record is from RefSeq and is a predicted model, not a curated record. Gene Ontology annotation, molecular function: protein binding. Bases 1 to 2337 code for a protein of 778 amino acids. Gene Ontology annotation, biological process: xyloglucan metabolic process. NCBI's taxonomy places the organism in Eukaryota, Fungi, Basidiomycota, Agaricomycetes, Agaricales, Physalacriaceae.